UCACCCAGGGGACUCAGGAGUGAAGCUGCUCUCUGCUCUACCGGAGAAAGUGAAGUAAGUACACAUUGUGGUCACUUUGGGAACAGUACAAUCCCAGUGGUGUGUGAUGUUCUCCCAGUGUCACCGAGCUCUGAGUUUCCACACUGUACUUCUGUCUGUCUCUCACUCGCUCCCUACAGUGUGGACCAUGCUGGACAACGCAGGAUCAGACCAGGGCUCCUCAAGUACUCCUGCCAGUUCACACUGGACCCCAACACAGCAAACAGAAAACUAGUCCUGUCUGAGGACAAGAGGACAGUGACAUGGAGGGGAGAGGAACAGAAAUAUCCUGAUCAUCCAGAGAGAUUUGACUGUUUUAGACAAGUUCUGUGUGUAGAGAGUGUGUCUGAUCGCUCUUACUGGGAGGUUCAGUGGACUGGAAAUGAGGCUGAAAUAGGAGUGACUUAUAAAGGAAUCAAGAGGAAAGGAGAUGGUGAUGACUGUCGGCUUGGAUACAAUGGCAAGUCCUGGGUUCUGUGCUGCACUGAUAAGAGAUACUCUGUGAGACACAAUAACACACCCACUGAAAUAUCUGCGUCCCCCUCCCCCAGAGUAGGAGUGUAUGUGGACUGUGUGUCCGGCACUCUGUCCUUCUACAGCGUCUCCUCUGUUGAACCGACCCUCCUGUACAGCUUCACCUCCACAUUCACUGAGCCCCUCUAUCCUGUGUUUUCGCUUUGGGGUUCAGAUUCUUCAGUGUCCCUGUGUGACCUGGAAUAGAUACCUGUGUCCUGGGUCUGUUUCGUUUAAUUAUCACUGUUUUAUUGUUGGUGUGCCUUAAACCAGCUGUGGUGUAUUUAUUUUGUUUAUUUGAACGUUUCCUUCACUUCAGAGACUGGGAGGUGAUAGUGAUUAAGUUAACUCGUGGUAAUAUUAUAAACUAGCUGGAUGAAAAACGAACUGAAGCGAGACCCACUGAUGGUGUUUAUUGCUGGUAAAACUCUGCCUGAACUGUACACCUGUUGUUCAUAAUCUCAUACAAUAAGUAUGAAACAAACUCCGCUUUCGAGCUAAUUGCUCCAGCGCCUCCCGCUCGAACACACAUCACUUUCGUCACCCAACAUAGCGGACAGCAGUGGACCAGAAACUGCACUCACUUCCCACAAUGCACCGCUCUCUUAAAGCAACACUGCACUCUAACAGCUUCAUCUCCCUGUUUGUCCAGUUUGUCCUGGUCAAGCAGUUUUGUCAGUAGAGGCUUUAUUCUCAUUUCAACCAUAUACAGCACCACAGAGCACUGGUACAGUAUACAGUGACGUGAAACAACAUUCCUCCAGGGCCAUGGCGCUACAUUGAACAGCACAGAGUUAUCUACACAGACUACAUAAGGUGCAUGUGUUAAGACUUGUGCAAACAGUGCUAGAUAUUACAAUUACUAAAACAGGACAGUAGGCACAAUAAUGGACAGUUGAGCGCCGACCAGUGCACAAGUUCAGUGUCAAUCCAGUCCCUGGAUACUGAUGAGUCUGAUGUCUUAGAGGAAGAAAUUGUUACACAGUCUGGCCAUGAGGCCCGCAUGCUUCACUACCUUUUGCCAGACAAAAGGACAUUAU
Scleropages formosus (Asian bonytongue) is the source of this 1592-nucleotide messenger RNA. Its product is annotated as tripartite motif-containing protein 16-like. The record is from RefSeq and is a predicted model, not a curated record. The transcript is spliced from 2 exons. Gene Ontology annotation, molecular function: protein binding. The annotation marks the transcript as partial. NCBI's taxonomy places the organism in Eukaryota, Metazoa, Chordata, Actinopteri, Osteoglossiformes, Osteoglossidae.